Molecule: messenger RNA, 6482 nt
Organism: Monopterus albus (swamp eel)
Lineage: Eukaryota; Metazoa; Chordata; Actinopteri; Synbranchiformes; Synbranchidae
Gene: pcxb
Product: pyruvate carboxylase b
Exons: 28
Coding region: 387-3929 (1180 amino acids)
Biological process (GO): gluconeogenesis; pyruvate metabolic process
Cellular component (GO): cytoplasm
Molecular function (GO): pyruvate carboxylase activity; ATP binding; metal ion binding
Source: RefSeq, a predicted model, not a curated record
GUUUGUGGAUUUGCUUCCUGUUGAGUGCUUUUAUUUUGGUUAGUUUCCUGUCCUGUGUCACCUCACCUGCCCCAGCUUUACUCCAGUCUGCAAUUAACACUCAUUGCAUUCACCUGUCCCUCAUUAUCCUCUGCCCUCUUAUGUAUAUAUCCUCCUCCCUUUCUACAAUCUGGUUGCUGGCUCAUCUGUUCUCCAUGCCUCCCUCGUUCCCGUCUCCUAUGCUCCCGCUGUGAUCUCAACACCAUCUGCGUGGCGUGGCUGUGUGUAUGUGAGAUUAGCAAGCAAAGAAGCAAACGCACACUCAAACACACAGUGAAAGUCGACUGUUUACACUCGGUGUCCGGUUGGUUGACAGCGGAUUCACAUCAUAACGACACAGCGCCAGCAUGAUGUUGCGAUACGCUGUGGUCCGGGGCGGCCUCGGACUGUUGAAUGUGAGGAGGGCGUGCCUUUUCUCCCGCUCUGCCCACUCGGCGCCGCAGAACGAGUAUCGACCAAUCAAAAAAGUCAUGGUGGCUAAUAGAGGUGAGAUAGCUAUCCGUGUCUUCAGAGCCUGCACUGAACUGGGGAUUCGAACCGUGGCUGUCUACUCUGAGCAAGACACUGGACAGAUGCACAGGCAGAAGGCAGAUGAGGCUUACCUGAUAGGGAAAGGCCUGCCACCUGUUGCUGCAUACCUGCACAUUCCUGACAUCAUCAGAGUAGCCAAGGACAACAACGUGGAUGCUAUCCACCCAGGCUACGGUUUCCUUUCUGAGCGUGCAGACUUCGCCCAGGCCUGCGCAGAUGCAGGGGUGAUGUUUGUCGGGCCAACCCCAGAAACUGUCCGCAGAAUGGGAGACAAGGUGGAGGCUCGCUCCCUGGCCACCAGUGCAGGUGUACCUGUGGUCCCAGGAACAGAUUCCCCCAUCUCCUCCCUGCAGGAUGCACAAGUGUUUGCCCAAACAUAUGGCUUCCCCAUCAUCUUCAAAGCAGCCUAUGGAGGAGGAGGUCGAGGCAUGAGGGUGGUCAGAGAGUACGAGGAACUCGAGGAGAAUUACCAGCGGGCCUACUCUGAAGCGCUGGCGGCUUUUGGAAACGGAGCCCUGUUUGUUGAGAAGUUCAUUGAAAAGCCAAGGCAUAUUGAAGUGCAGAUCCUUGGCGAUAAAUAUGGUAAUGUCAUCCACCUCUAUGAGAGAGACUGCUCCAUUCAGCGGAGACACCAAAAGGUUGUGGAGAUUGCACCGGCUUCCCAGCUGGACCCUCACCUGAGAGACCGCCUUCACACCGAUGCCGUCAACCUCGCCCGGCAGGUGGGAUACGAGAACGCAGGGACCGUGGAGUUCCUGGUAGACAAACAUGGCAAACACUACUUCAUCGAGGUCAACUCCCGACUCCAGGUUGAACACACGGUCACUGAAGAAAUCACUGAUGUGGACCUGGUGCAUGCCCAGCUGCAUGUGUGUGAGGGCCACAGCCUGCCAGAACUGGGCCUCAGACAAGACAAGAUCAGGGUGAAUGGCUGCGCGAUCCAGUGCAGAGUGACGACUGAAGACCCAGCCAGAGGCUUCCAGCCAGACACUGGCAGGAUUGAGGUCUUCCGAAGCGGUGAAGGCAUGGGCAUCCGUCUGGACAGUGCCUCAGCCUUCCAGGGUGCUAUCAUCUCACCUCACUAUGACUCCUUGCUGGUAAAAGUCAUCGCCAGUGGGAAAGACAUGUAUAAAGCAGCUUCCAAGAUGAGCCGAGCUUUGGCCGAGUUCAGAAUACGAGGGGUCAAGACCAACAUCCCGUUCCUCCAGAAUGUCCUGUCCAAUCACCAGUUCCUCCACUCCACUGUGGACACACAGUUCAUUGAUGAGAACCAGGAACUCUUCAUCCUCAAGCCCACUCAGAACCGAGCCCAGAAACUGCUGCAUUACUUGGGUCAUGUGAUGGUGAAUGGACCAACCACACCCAUCCCAGUCAAGGCUAAGCCCUCCUCCACAGAUCCUGUUGUUCCUCCUGUCACCAUGGGGGACCCUCCGGUAGGUUUCCGGGAUGUGUUGCUACGUGACGGUCCUGAGGGCUUCGCCAAGGCCAUCCGUGCCCACCAGGGUCUGUUGCUAAUGGAUACUACCUUCAGGGAUGCUCACCAGUCGCUCCUGGCAACCAGGGUUCGAACCCACGACCUGAAGACGAUCUCACCAUUCGUCAGCCACAACUUCAGCAACCUUUUCAGCAUGGAGAACUGGGGAGGUGCUACUUUUGACGUGGCCAUGCGCUUCCUGUCGGAGUGCCCAUGGAAGAGACUUCAGGAGCUGAGAGCUUUGAUCCCAAACAUCCCUUUCCAGAUGCUGCUGAGAGGGGCCAACGCUGUGGGAUACACCAACUACCCUGACAAUGCUGUUUUUAAGUUCUGCGAGGUGGCCAAGGAAAACGGCAUGGACAUCUUCCGUGUGUUCGAUUCCCUGAACUAUGUGCCCAACAUGCUGCUGGGCAUGGAGGCUGCUGGGGCUGCAGGUGGCGUAGUGGAGGCCGCCAUCUCAUAUACGGGUGAUGUGUCUGACCCAAUGAGGCAGAAGUACUCCCUGGACUACUAUGUGAAACUGGCAGAUGAGCUUGUCAAAGCCGGAACCCACAUCUUAUGUAUCAAGGAUAUGGCAGGUCUGCUGAAGCCAGAGGCCAGCAAGCUUCUGGUCAGUGCUCUGAGAGACCGUUUCCCAGAUGUACCCAUCCAUGUGCACACACACGACACAGCUGGAGCCGGAGUGGCCGCCAUGCUGGCCUCUGCAGCAGCUGGAGCUGACGUCGUCGACGUGGCUGUUGACUCGAUGGCCGGGAUGACUUCACAGCCCAGCAUGGGAGCCAUCGUGGCCUGCGCCAAGCGAACCAAGCUGGACACCGGCAUUGCUCUGGAGAAGGUGUUUGACUACAGUGAAUACUGGGAAGUAGCCAGAGGCCUGUAUGCUCCCUUCGACUGCACUGCCACCAUGAAAUCUGGCAACGCCGAUGUGUACGAGAACGAGAUACCUGGAGGGCAAUACACCAACCUUCACUUCCAGGCUCACAGUAUGGGACUGGGAAAUAAGUUCAAGGAGGUGAAGAAAGCCUAUGCUGAAGCCAACAAACUACUGGGAGACCUCAUUAAGGUGACUCCAUCCUCAAAGAUCGUCGGUGACUUGGCCCAGUUCAUGGUUCAGAACAACCUGACGCGGGCGGAGGUGGAGGAGAGGGCUGACGAGUUGUCCUUCCCCCUGUCUGUGGUUGAGUUCUUACAGGGAUACAUUGGGAUUCCACAUGGAGGUUUCCCGGAGCCAUUCAGAUCUAAGGUGCUGAAGUCCCUCCCCCGUAUUGAGGGUCGCCCUGGUGCCUCUCUGCCACCUUUGGACUUCAAGGCCCUGGAGGAGGGCCUCCGUGCUGCGCACGGUGACGAUAUCACCCCUGAGGAUGUGAUGUCAGCAGCCAUGUACCCCAAGGUGUUCCAGGAAUUCAAAGAAUUCACUUCUAACUUUGGCCCAGUGGACUGUCUCAGCACCAGGCUGUUUCUGGAUGGCCCCAAGAUCGCCGAGGAGUUUGAGGUGGAGCUGGAGAGAGGGAAGACCCUCCACAUCAAGGCGCUGGCGCUGGGUGACCUGAACAAGGCCGGCCAGAGAGAAGUCUUCUUUGAGCUGAAUGGACAGCUGAGAUCUGUGCUGGUUAAAGACACUGUUGCCAUGAAGGAAAUGAAGUUCCAUCCCAAGGCUCAGAAGUCUAUCAAGGGCCAGGUGGGGGCUCCCAUGCCUGGAAAAGUCCUGGAGGUCAAAGUGAAAGUCGGCUCCAAGGUGGAGAAGAAUCAGCCGCUGUGUGUCCUCUCAGCCAUGAAGAUGGAGACUGUGGUCAACUGUCCAGUGUCCGGGACUGUUAAAGCGGUCCAUGUCACGGCCGACUCCUCCCUGGAGGGAGAUGACCUGAUACUGGAAAUCGAGGAGUAGAGUAAGAGGGCGGAAGGAAGGGGGAGCUAGACAAUCUGAUUCCAGACGGUGGUGAGAGGUGGAGGAAUGGGUGGGGUGAGGGGUUUCAAACAGGAGGACGCAGAAAAACAGGAAUCCUAAAAAAAACCAACUCUAUUCUGAAGCUGAACUGCCGGACACUUUGGCCCCUAAUUUACACAUAUUCAGUUUGGUUACACAUCCAGACACCUGAUGAUGCAACAACCCUAAAUAAUGUAUUAAAUUGAUGGGAAUUCCUUAUUGAAUUGUCCCUCUUAUCAAAGUCUGUUCUUCCCCAAGUGUUAUUUUGAGGACAAAAACCAUCUGAGAUUUGCUAAUGUCCUGCCAACUUCUGGAAAAUAGAAUAUUAUAUUUGUAUUGUGAUACAUUCCGUUAGGCUAACACUAGUCUUAAAUGUGAUGAUUUCUAUGCUGUGAAUGUUGCCUGAUGUAUUAAACCUGAGUAGGUGACUAAAUGUUUUUCAUCAGCAGGGCUCAGACAAAGGAGGGUCAACUUUAGGAUACAUCAACAAAUCCUUUGUUCAUUUUUUAGCGUGCUCGCCUUUACAAGACAUUAUCAAUCUCUGACACUAGUCACAGUGCAUUCUGGGAAUGUGCAAUCACUGCUGGCAUUUAGAUUUGUCUUCAAAUGUGAAAUAAAUAAAAGUGGUUCUUGGAGAAAGAGCACAAAGCACACAGGGACCGAAGGAAAGAAAUCACAGGAUUUUCUACAUUGUUUUAGAUAAUCAGAUAUUUUCACAAUAAGAGAAGCACAAAAAGCACGUGGCACAAUUUGAGGCCUACAGGGACACAGAUUUACAGACAUGUCAGGUGUUGCACCAAAGUGAAAAAUGUAUUCUGUUGCUGUAUCAGUUGUGUGGCUUAUUUUUUUAAAGAUCUACACUGGUACUGCGAAUGUUCCCCACUCACACCUGUCUUUAAAAUCCCAGCACAGGAGUAAGUCACAGUGACAUUAUUGAAAUGAAGCUGCAGGGCACACUGAAAACUCCCAAACAGGAUUAGAGAUGUGAUUUGUACAAAGUGCCUUGGUUUAGAUGUGACUGUCUUAAUCCAAAGCCAGCUGUAGGGGGGCCCAGCUACACCAGUUCAGUCUUAAGGUGGCUUCCAGGUUUUAAGUUUGAUGCAGGAAGUUUUCAGUAGUGGCUUCACACUGUCUCUUCUGAACCAGGCAGAGAUUAUGGCUAAUGGCGUUCUGUCUGUAAUGGGGAUUUUAAUGCUAGGUCUAAAUGGGAUUACAUGUUGGUAUAACGGAGGCUUGUGAUGUUAUUUUCUGAGGCUCUGCUGAUUAAUUUAUGAAUUAAUUCUCUGUUAAAUGAUGUGAAAUUACCCAGACUAAUAAGAGACUCUGGAGACUCAAAGUAGCAGCAGUCAGCUUCCUGUUUGUAAUGCAUGUGUGUUUGCAUAAAUGAGUCCAUGUGUGUGUUCAAACUAGUUUUAAGACUAAGUCAACCAACCAGUCCCCAUAAUGUUGCACCUCCAUAGCUAAAAACACAAAGAAAUGAAAUAUUCAUACACACGCACUUAUGCAAACUAUUCACGCCAACACUCCUAGCCCUCAAGCGCUGCCUGGAUCAAAAGAAAAGGAAAUCACAAAUGCUGAACGGCGGUGUGGCUACGUCUCCAUGGUAACGCCAUGUCCAAAACAUUUAACAGCCAGUGACCCUUCUCAGUUGUCAGAUGAUAUUAAAACACUGAAAUUAAACCCUUACAAGAUUAGUGUUUGUUUUAACUUCACCAGUGUCGGCUUACAAGCCGUUUAACAAUUUGAGGGUCGUGGACCUUAAAGUGAUCUACGCUGAACUCGGCGUGUAGCUACAAUGUCCUUGUGAUACAGUGAAGCAGAGAGUGAUCGGGACAGUGAGCCAGAAAAGAAACCACAGCAUCUUACUUUCCAACACAUCAGCACACCAGAGGACAUCGAUCAAAACAUAAAACUGGAGCGUCCCUUUUGUAUUUCACUGGAUUCUUUCCAGCGAUUUUGCUCCAUUACUUCUGAGAACGAGUCACCUUGUGAACUAUGCAUCAAUACUGAGCAGUGAUGCCGUGUUUGAUUAGAAGGCUGAUAUGUCUCCUCGCUCUCCCAGCCUACUGCCAUGCCUCACUGUACCUCCUGGCUGUAUUUCAGUCUUUUGAAAGACACAGAGAUGAAGUGGUGGGAAUGUAGGAAUGAGAGUUUUUGAUGAGCUGCUGCACAAUAAAGCAACAUUCCCUCCUCUUCUCCUUGUUAACUCUCCCCACUCAUCUGCUCUUCCUGUCUCAUCUGUCUGCACAAACACCUGUUCAUCAUGUUUUCCUCUCUCCUUCCUUCCACAGUGUGAAUUUGCACAUGUAAGAUGAUGGAAUCCAACUCAUGCAGUAACCGUGUUUCUCUAUGUCUUAGCCAGCAGCUAUUCUAACAAACUAUGCUUAUGACAAUAUACCACUGUUCAGUGUCUGGGGGGGGAAAUGAAGAAUAAAUCUUAUAAAAUAAAAUAAAAAAGGUACACACAAGCAGGGAAAUGUUAUUUGUUUAAGAAAGGGGGGAUAUAGUGUUCUU